AAAUAAAUUCUAAAACUGCACUGCAAAACCCUAAUUCUGAAUUUCAGCCUAAAUUGUUGAUUUGAAUUGCUUGGAUGGCGAUUCUCUCAGACUACGAAGAAGAAGAACAGACGCAGACGACAUCAAACAAGCCGUUUACCGCAGCGUUCGAUCCGUCAAACCCUUUAGGAUUUCUGGAAAAGGCUUUUGAGUUCGUGGCGCGAGAGAGCGAUUUAUUCAAGAGUCAUUUCUUGAUCAAGGAUGUGAGUGCUGUGGUUGGAAUGGUGAAGGAGAAAGUGGAAGUCAAGGCGAAGAAGAGGAAAGAAUUGAAGCUUGAACACAUUGUAAGGGCUGAAAAGAAAAUGAAGGAGGAUCCACCAUUGGCUAAAGAGGUGAAAAAACAGGAGUUGAAGCCGGAGGUCAUGGAGGAGGAAAAGGGAAGUGAUGCUAAAGGGGAAGAGAAAAAUGAACCUCGAGCUCCUAGCAAAGGCAAUGGACUUGAUAUGGACAAGUACUCUUGGGGUCAAUCUUUGCAAGAGGUCAAUGUUGUUGUUCCUGUACCUCCUGGAACAAAGUCAAGGUUCAUUGUGUGUGAAUUUAAGAAGAAUUAUCUUAAAGUUGGGCUUAAAGGUUAUCCUCCAGUUAUUGACGGUGAACUCUUCCUUCCUAUCAAGGUCGAUGAUAGCUUCUGGAGCUUAGAGGAUCAGAAAUCGGUCUCUAUCCUCCUUACCAAGCAGAACGAGAUGGAAUGGUGGAAGUACCUGGUGAAGGGUGAGCCGGAGAUUAAUAUGCAGAAAGUAGAACCUGAAACCAGCAAACUUUCAGAUUUGGAUGCCGAAACACGUUCAACUGUGGAAAAGAUGAUGUUUGACCAACGACAAAAAUCCAUGGGCCUUCCAACGAGUGAUGAAAUGCAGAAGCAAGAGAUGCUAAAGAAGUUUAUGGCUGAGCAUCCAGAGAUGGACUUUUCAGGGGCAAAAGUUAGCUAAAUGACCUGGAGAGAGCUUUCUGUGCAGAUUAUGUUCCUUCUUAAUAUGAUACAUCCGUCGAUGUGAGCUAUUGGUUAUCUUUUUGGGCUUCUCAACUGAAUUUAAAGCGGAUUUAUUUUUCUGAAUGAGAGGCUUCUUGAUAAUAACUUUUGCCUACAUGAACCAUCGAUGGUGUUGAUGUUAGUGAUAUCAUUAUACUGUUACUCGUAAAUUCUUGGGCAUUGUUUUCAAAGUGAACUUUACCAUUGAUAGAAGUGUUGCGUGUUG
Messenger RNA from Olea europaea var. sylvestris, 1235 nucleotides. RefSeq names its product protein BOBBER 1-like. The transcript has 6 exons. Bases 75 to 968 code for a protein of 297 amino acids. Lineage: Eukaryota; Viridiplantae; Streptophyta; Magnoliopsida; Lamiales; Oleaceae. Gene Ontology annotation, biological process: protein folding. The record is from RefSeq and is a predicted model, not a curated record. Gene Ontology annotation, cellular component: cytoplasm.